UAUAUACCCUGAAUAUAACUGUCUUGAAAGACAAUUUCGAAAAAAAUCAUUUUACAAUUUUAUAUAAAUAUUAAAAUUUGAUUUAUUAAGGCAUAAUUUGUCGGCUCCCAGUAAUUGCGCGACCAACAAACAAAUAUGGCUGACGAUAAUAAACAGGACCCCGAAAAAAAUCAACCAAAGCCGCCGGUCAGUCAAGAAGCAAUUGAAGAAACUGCUAGAAUGGCUGACGCGAAUACUCAACAAAACCCAGAGGACACCGAACCCACAACGACGCAAGACACAAGGACGCAACCACAACCCACACAAGACACAAUACAAGAAAUCGCUGCACCGAAACCCAUGAGAAUAACACCAGAGCCAUCAAGUGAACUCAUUACCACUAAAACAACAGAUGGGCAAGACGAACAACCGGCGCGUACGGUUGGCGCAGCGCCACCUGAACAGAGACCUGCUCACGAUAUAAUUGAGGUAGAUGAUGUGCAAUCAACAAGGUUGCCAAUGCCCGUGCCUUCCGAGAGGAAACUAAACGUGGACGAAACUGGAAAGGUAGACGAAACUGGAAAGGCGGACGAAACUGGGAAGAUGGACGAAACUCGGAAGAUGGACGAAACUGGAAAGGCGGACGAAACUGGGAAGGUGGACGAAACUGGGAAGAUGGACGAAACUGGGAAGAUGGACGAAACUGGGAAGAUGGACGAAACUGGGAAGAUGGACGAAACUCGGAAGGUGGACGAAACUGGGAAGGAAGACGAAACUGGAAAGGGGACGGCACAGUCGAAAAGUGUUUUGCUAUUAUCACCAGAGCUUAAACAACUGAGGGAAGAUGAUGUGGAAGCGGCGAAGCGAAAAACUAGCGCAAGAUCGAAAAGAGCUGUAAGCAUAAAAGAUGACGUGAAUUUGUUAAUUGAGGAGGAUCUACAAUUGACGAGCGAACAAAAGGAGGUUUUAAAAAAGUUCGAUGUUAUGAUAAAGCGGCCCGAUCAGACCGACAUGCCAGAAUUACAAAUUGAAGAUAUAAUACAAGUGAAACGUGCGUGGCUAAAACCAAUUGGACUCAGUAUCAUUUGGUUGCUCUUCACCAUACAAUUUGUUAUCUACAGGGAUUCACCGCUUACACCGACACUGAUCUCAAUCUAUCCGAAUGAAAAGCAUAUAAUCAACAUACCCUACGAAACGACAAAAGCAGUAUCGCUGUCCGUAAAGGGACCAUUCAUCAUUGAUGGUCACUUGGUUUAUGCGGGUAGGGAACAUGAAGCGAAUUUCUUAUUUCUACAAGCAGUACGUACAUUUUACGAUAAUAAGACAGAAAUUAUAACGGUGAAUAUUGCCGAUUUAUGGCGCGAAUAUUUGGAUACGAGUAAGAAAAUCGACAUGAUCAAGCCCAGUGAACGUUAUGUUUUGCUAACUUUAUGGAAAAACAUUUCCAAAGAUAAUGAAACGAGCAUGUAUUUACGCGCCUACACUGAUAUCGAUCAAGUUGUAACGGUGAAGUAUAAAUUCGCCUGGCUACCGGUACCCACACAGAAGGGCCUACUUUUUGCAGUACUCGUACUCGUAUUGCUCUACGCACUAUUCAUAUUCGAAGUCACCAAUCCGACAUUGUCAUCGUUGAUUUGCUCCACUUUCGCCUUAGCCAUACUCUCCAUAUUGAAUCCGAAACCCAGUUUCGAUACCAUACUCCAAUGGAUCGAUAUGCCAAUGUUGACAUUGCUCUUCAGCAUGAUGAUCAUUGUGGCGAUCAUAUCCGAUGCGGGUAUGUUCGAUUUCAUCGCAGUUUAUGCUUAUCAAAUAUCGAAAGGCAGUGUUUAUAAGCUUAUCAUGAGUUUAUGCUUCUUUAUCAGUGUGGUGUCGGCAUUUCUCAAUAAUAGCACAACAAUGCUGCUGUCGUCACCGAUUACGAUUAAAUUGUGCGAAGUGUCUGGCAUGAAUCCAGUUUCGGUGCUCAUCUAUUUGAUGAUAUGUGCUAAUGUUGGUGCCGCUUUUACGCCACUCGGCAGUCCGCCGAAUAUUAUUAUCACAACGAAUAAGUUCUUACAAGAGCAUGGCAUCACUUUCGGCGUAUUCGUGUUGAAUAUGGCACCCUGUACAUUACUGGUACUGCUGCAGUCAUAUUACCAAUUGCGCUUCUAUUCGACACAUUCCAAAAUGCUCGAUUACCAUGAAUCGAUUAGUAUACAGAAGGAGUUAGUCAAUCGUGGCAUACAACGUUGGCAACGCGCCUCGACAACGAUCGGCAGCUUCCUGGAGGACGAUCGUCGGCUACGUGGUGUUAUCAAUCGUGCAAUCGAUAAGAUGCGCGAGGCCACCAAAGGUGAUUAUAAAAAUCCCAAACACGAGGAAACUGUACAUCGUUAUGAGCGCACACUGGCCGAAUUGAAGAUGCGUCACGGCGUUGUCGAUAAAAUCUUGUUGAUUAAAUGCGCUACGGUGCUCGCGUUUAUUAUGACGAUUUUCAUGUUGCGCUCAUUUGAAUUCUUCAAUGUUAUUGGGUUUUCGUGGACAGCAUUGCUCGGUGCCAUACUGUUGCUCAUCUUGGCCGACAUCAAUGACUAUGAGGGUCUUUUGUGUCGCAUUGAAUGGUCCACAUUGAUGUUUUUGUCGUCGUUUUUCGUAUUGAUCGAAGUGUUGUCACAUUUGGGUUUCGAAGACAUCAUCGGUCAGAAUAUUACUAAAGCUAUCGAGAGUACGCCUAGCAGUUAUCAAUUGUUAGUCGCACUCUUGCUCAUAUUAUGGGUUACCGCUUUUGCUUCGUGUUUCCUCAACAACAAUCCGGUGACACAGAUGAUGGUGCGUAUUGUCGUGUCGAUAGCACAGAUUAAACACUUGGGUUUGCCGUUGGGUCCGCUCGUGUGGGCGCUGGUGAUGGGCGCUGGUUUCGGUGGGAAUGGUUCGUUGAUUGGCGCUUCGGCGAAUAUCGUAACAGCCGGUGUGGCGAGUAUGCACCUAUAUAAAUUGACAUUCCGUUCGUAUUUUUUAGUUGGCUUUUCAGUAAUGAUCGUUAAUCUGCUUGUUGCUUCGAUGUACUUAAUUUUCAUGUAUGUCUUAAUUGGCUGGGAUGGCAUGGUUUCCUAAAUAAAUGCGUUGUUGUUCACAA
Messenger RNA from Zeugodacus cucurbitae (melon fly), 3094 nucleotides. RefSeq names its product P protein-like. Gene Ontology annotation, cellular component: membrane. The record is from RefSeq and is a predicted model, not a curated record. Gene Ontology annotation, biological process: transmembrane transport. Lineage: Eukaryota; Metazoa; Arthropoda; Insecta; Diptera; Tephritidae. The transcript has a single exon. Bases 136 to 3072 code for a protein of 978 amino acids.